Messenger RNA from Oncorhynchus tshawytscha (Chinook salmon), 4808 nucleotides. It is a transcript of the gene nbn, whose product is annotated as nibrin. The transcript is spliced from 17 exons. Gene Ontology annotation, biological process: telomere maintenance; mitotic G2 DNA damage checkpoint signaling; double-strand break repair via homologous recombination. Lineage: Eukaryota; Metazoa; Chordata; Actinopteri; Salmoniformes; Salmonidae. The record is from RefSeq and is a predicted model, not a curated record. Gene Ontology annotation, molecular function: protein binding; damaged DNA binding. Bases 176 to 2698 code for a protein of 840 amino acids. Gene Ontology annotation, cellular component: Mre11 complex; nucleus.
UCAAUGCCCACAGUUGGGACUCUUAUUUUGAAAGGAAGUUGAUGUGGACUUUCGCGCUGACUGUACGCAACUCGCAUUAGAUAUUUUACUAUUUGUAGAUGUAUACCUAGCUAGUUAUUGACAGAGAAGAGCACAUGUUCGGAUGUUCGUUCCAUAGCUCGUGGUGUAUUAUAACAUGUGGACACUGAACCCUUUAGAAUCCGGAGGUGUCACCCACUACCUCCUGCCAGAGAAGGAGUAUGUGGUGGGGCGUAAGAACUGUGAGGUCAUCCUGCCCAAUGACCAGUCCAUCAGCCGGGCUCAUGCUCACCUCACUGCUACAGAUCAGGCCCUGACCCUGAAGGACAGUUCUAAGUAUGGCACGUUUGUUAACGAGGAGCGUCUAUCAGGGGACACCCCUCGCAGCCUGACGGCAGGGGACAGAGUGACAUUUGGGGUCUUUCACAGCAAAUUCAGUGUGCAGCAGGUAACUGUGGUGGUGUGCUCGUCCUGUGUUGAUAAUGAAGGGAAGGUCUUUCUGUCUCAGACCCUGCAUCUUCUGGGUGGCCGGCUGACCAACACCUGGACACAGGACUGCACUCACCUGGUCAUGCCCACUGUUAAAGUCACCAUUAAGACUAUCUGUGCGUUGCUGUGCUGUCGGCCCAUAGUCAAGCAGGAGUUUUUCAUUGAGCUCACCAAAGCCCUGCAACAGAAACAACCACCUCCAAAAGCUGAGAGUUUCUUUCCAGAGAUAGACGAGCCCAGUCUGAAUAAGGAUGAGGUGGACCUGACAGAGAGGCCAGAACGUAAAGAACUUUUCACUGGCAAGACCUUCCUCUUCCUCAAUGCCAAACAGCAAAAGCGUCUGAGUUUGGCAGUGAGUUGUGGAGGUGGGAGGAGCCAGCUCUUGGAGGAGGGGUCUGUCCCUGUGUCACUCCUGGAAUCACCAUUGAGCUGUGUGAUCGGCAUGGCAACGGGAAACUCCCAAGCACUACUGCCCCACUCCACUAAGAAGUGGGCAGACUCUGUGGGGAGGAUUCUACAGAGGAAAGGUCUUCGAUUCAUCACAGAGUCUGAGAUCGGAUUGGCUGCCAUCUAUGUCAGCUGUGACAAGUACUGCAAUCCUUCCAAUCGAAUGGCUGACUCAGAAUCCAUGAGAAAGAAACCCACCAUCCCUGGCGCCACGCUAUCCCAGAAUGCACCAGUGGACGAGACUAUAAUGCCAGCGGUGUCUCAGAACAUCACAGCCUAUGCUGUAAACACAGAGCCGUCACAGGGCGUCAGUGGGGUGGAAGUGGCUGGGGUGAGCGCAGUUGGAGAGACCCCUGAGAGGGACCAGAGCCGGACCACCUCUCAUCUUAACCGAUCCAAACCCUCAGGCCGAGAGCUGUCAGGGACCUGCACAGUGGCAGAGACUAUGAUGUCAUCAUUCAGUGCCUCAGACAGCACUGGUGGUGGCGGCUCAGACAGAAAAAAGGGAGAGCUACAACAUCCAGGUGGAGGGAAAGGUGAUGCUAUCACCAGAUUCCUGGCCACAGCCCCUCGGACCAAUGGAGGAGUGCAGACGAUGUCUCCACAGAAGCGCUCUUCCCAGAAACAACAGGUAUCGCAGAAAUGUUCCCCCCAGAAACAGUCUGCCCUCACUAAUUUCUUCCAGCCUGUCGGCAAGAAAAGACCUCGGGAAGGCAAGGAGUCCCCUACUGUCCAAUCAGAGGCCAAGUUCUCCAGGAGGGAAGAAGAGAAGGAGAAGAUGAAGAGGACAGUACCACAGCACUCAGAGACCUCCAACCCCCCACACACACCCACAGGCAGGUCCCAGGGCCAACACAGCUCAGGUGCACAUCUGUUUCCAGGUCAGACUGAGGCUCUGUCAGAGGGGUUCUCCAACCCUUCCCAGCAGGGGCGCCAAUCCAGGAAGAGGAAGGAGAUGGAGGAGGAGACUAAAGGGAGUGGGGCUUCAGAGAUAGAGAUGGACGAACUGGAGUCCAUCAUGUCUGAGGACAUGGACGAAUCGGAUGAGCCCAUGUCAGCCAGUCAAGGCCAGCGGUUGAAGCUGACGGAACAGAGUUCAACCAAUCAAGGCCAGAGGUCUCAACUGAUAGACAAGAGCUCAACCAAUAGAAAAUCGUUCCUAGAGACAGUGGAUCUUACAUCUGCCAAUAAGAAACAGCGGGUUAAUUCAGUGAAACCAAUCGCAGCCAAUCAUAGGUCAGGCUUUGAUUCAGAAGAGCGAUCGUCAGCCAGCAGACGACAGUUAGCGGAGCCUGUAGCUGAGGUCAAAGACGAAGAGGUGUCAUUCAUUGAGUCAAAACCAGUUAAUGGUGUGACCCCUGGUCAUCUGGAAGAGCCAGGGACUGAUGUCAAACAGAAAGCCUCAGGUUUAGGGGGUGAGAAUCUCCCCAGCAGACUUAUAGUGGUGGAGUUCAAAUCCCUCACCAUGGCAACACCGGCAAGACCUAAACCACGCCCCAUGGAGACGAACGGCAAUGUCAACAGGAAGGACUUUAAACGCUUCCGCAAGGUCCCAGUUCCCGGUGCCCAGGGUUUGCCCAACAUCAUCGGAGGGUCAGACCUGUUGGCCCACAACCGAGGCAAGAACUCUGAGCUGGAGGAGUGGCUGAGAGACGCAGCAGAGGAUGAGCGUCAGAACAAGAAAGAGGAGACUUUGGGAGAUGACCUCUUCAGGUACAACCCCAAACCCACCAAGAAAAGAUGAGAGCACCUGGUUGUAACAUGAGAAGCCCUGCAGACAAAUGUUCAUCUUAAGACACAGGAAGGGAUGCCAACACCCCAUGGAAUGUUUUGGCUUCUAGAAUUCACAGUUUGAUAGAACUGCCAUCUCCGCUCCACUGAUAAUGUUCAGGAAUGGAUCUUUGAGGUAACUCUUGAUCAUUGUACUCAAAAUUACAAAUGUUUAAACUGUUUUUGUCGGUGAUAGAUGUGGGCAGAAAUGUCAAACUUUCUAUGUACUGUACACUAAUUAUAUACCUUGAUUUAGUCACUGAUGGCGAGCAAUGUAAACAAAUAAAUAGGUGUUACGUUUCAAGAUUUUUAUUGGUUCAUAAUAAAAAAUACAGUAUACAAAACAUAUUAAAAAGUCAUUUGAGUUGUACAAGAGAGGAGUCCAACUCUACCAAGCACAAAGCAGCGUCUGUCUGUUGUGAACAGGAGAAGACCGUGGGUUAUGUGUUGUAAGACAGUAGUAGAAAACCCUGGUUAGACCCCAGGGGUUGGGGAACCUGCUGUUUCCUUUUCUUAUUAAUCAACCCCUAGUUAACCCUUCUCAUCAAGGCACCUACUGUGUAGAUUGGACAUGUAGGUGUAAUUAGCCAUAAGCUGAUGGUCUCUUUGGGGGCAAGGUUGAGUGACUACCACCACCUUACAAUUACACCUAUCCACUGAUUCAUCUUUUCAGGUCUGGAUGUAGUGCCUAAGGGCUGGUUAGUUUGGAAUACAGCAUAUUGACCAGGAACUGUCCAUACAUUUUCAGUUUGCUGAUCUGGUCAACAAUCUAUAUUUUAUCCCAAUUCCACAAUUUUUUUCUUUUCUGCAAGCAGCUUCAGUCUUGAGGAUGACUGCAUGCGGAAAUAAACGGCAUAUGAAUACACACAUUCUAAAGGCGACUGACUGGUUCAAUAAAUGAAUGAAACUCCACCCUCAGUCCUCAAAGCUUUACAUACAGUAACAGGUAUUUGGCACAACAAACACAUGAGGCGUAUGAUGGCUGUGUGAAAGUGACAUGGUAUGAGAAAUGUCACAGAGAAUACUAUACAGACCUGGAAUUAGAGCCACAGGCAUAAUAUUUACUCCAUAAUGGCAACCAGAAAAUGUGCAUUUAACAUAGUCAUUAUGACUUCAAUAGGCGAUAGUCAACUGAUAAAUGCAAUGGACUAGCAGUUUUGUAUUCAGACUGAUGGACGUCAAUGAAUGCACCUACAGUUUGCGUUUAUCCAAUGUACACUUAUCAGGAGUCGUCGACUAGUAGUAUUUUAUAGACCCCUUUGUGUUUGUUAACAUUGCUGCAAAUUGGUGGCAGCAAAAAAGCCUAUAUUUAGAUGUUACUUAUGAGUGCAUUUCACACUACUUUUGGAUUAUAAUUGGAUUUUAAGGCUUGUAUGAAUGUCCUGUUUAAUAUAACAUUUGUGUUAUCCCAAAUCAACUGCAUUAUACUUAAAAAACACUUCAACUUCAACCAGUAAAGUGGCUAUUUGGCUAGCUUUUGCUACAGCCUAUGUCAAUGAGUGUUAGCAUUCUAGCUAACAACUACUGCAUCCAAAAUAGUUAUUUUUCAAAGAUCACAACCAGAUACUGCUUGGGGUCUGUAGCUUGGCACUGAUGAGAAACUCAGAAUUGAGAUGAUGGCAGAAACACUAUAGCAGCUAUGGGCCUGUCUCUACAAAGUUCCAUUUCCUUGAGGCUUUAAAGGGGAGUUGUAGUGGUUCACAGUCCAUUGCAUGGUGAAGGCCAUCAGAGAAAUAGUAGGACAAUUGUUUAAAGUAGAUGAGAAAUCAGAAAAUGCACUUGCAUGAAAGACAAGGUGAGCAAAUAACUAAAACUCAAGACAUUACAAAAUGUCACAAAUAUGACUCUAAAAAACAUGUCACACUGCAGGUUGGAUUUCUGGAUAGAGGACAUUAAACCCUGUGACAGCUUCCCAGCAGAAACCAGAACAGUGGAGCUGUAACAGGUGGUGGGCUGAACCUGGUCAUGUACUGUAACUAGCCUGCCUCCACUUCCAUUGUUUUCAGUUCUCUCAGAAGUGGUAAGAAAGCUUCAGAGUUCAAAUAGGCAUGUCCACUGCAAACAAUAAAAUAUUAAAAAACGUA